Messenger RNA from Papaver somniferum (opium poppy), 878 nucleotides. Its product is annotated as protein LITTLE ZIPPER 4-like. The record is from RefSeq and is a predicted model, not a curated record. Bases 293 to 517 code for a protein of 74 amino acids. Lineage: Eukaryota; Viridiplantae; Streptophyta; Magnoliopsida; Ranunculales; Papaveraceae. The transcript has 2 exons.
UGCAUGAUUGUUGUAGCAGAACUAGGCAUGUCUCCUCCAUCCCACCACCGCUUCCCCCUCCUCCACCUCAAUCCUCUUCAUACCUUUCUAGCUACUUCUUCUUUCACUAUAAAUAUUGGCACCCAUUCAUCUAAUCUCUUCCUAAUCUUCCCUUCCUUUUUCACUCAAGAAGAAAAAAGAAAAAAAAAAUCAAUAACAAACCUUCUGUUGCUGGUUUUUACUUGCUUGCUUAGUUACUAGAACAUAAACAACAAAGCUAACAACUUCCAACACAUUAAAAAGGUUCGAAGUCAUGGAAAGAUUGAACUCAAAGCUUUACUUGCAAAACUGUUACAUAAUCCAAGAGAAUGAAAGGCUUAGGAAGAAAGCUCAGCUCCUCAACCAAGAAAAUCAAGCACUUUUGACUGAACUCAAACAGAAACUGUCGAAGUCAUCAAACAAGAAAAACAAUUCCAACCCUCUUCCUGAUCUCAAUCUCAGCUCCACUUCUAACACUGCGAAUUCUAGCAAACCAUGAAGAGGAACGGAAAAAGAAGAAGGUUAAGAGAUGAUCAAGGAAAGAAAAGAAAUGGCUUAUUAGUUAUAUACCCCUUUUGCUCUUUUGUGUAGAACCAUGAAAAAAGAAUGUAGUAGCAGUAGUAGAAAACAUAGGUAGUUGUUGCUGAAUAUUAAUAUUAUCAUAGGACAAAUAGUAGUUAUCUCCCUGCUGCACCAUAGUACUACUACUACGGCUACUACUACCUUAUUACAAUCCAUGUCUGUUUUUCUUUUCUUUUUUUCUUCUUUUUGAGGGGAGGGUUUGAACUUUGAAAUGAUCAUGGAGGUUCUGAAAAUAUAAAUAUUUAGAUAUAUGAUGAUGGAAGAUGUUAUCAGAGAUA